CUCUCUCAUCAUAUCGUAUAUACGCCUUACUCCUAGCCACUGGAAUAUUCUUCUCGUUUGCCGCCCACGAGGCGUCGCGAUGUCGCGAAACUAACCGGGAGACGGUGUCACGUUGCAUCCGCUACUUGCAUUCCAACCGGGAAGUGCAUUCCUCGUCUUUCGUGCUGAUUUAAAUACUUUUAACCGUUAACCGUAUCCCGUUUCUCCCUAUGCCUAAAGCCAGUACCACAGUCCUCGUGUACAUAGUGCAACGACGACGGUCGCGUGCUGCGCCACGUUCAAAGAGAUAUUAUCAGCAGGUGUACAUCCUCGCUAAGAACAGUAACACUUCCGAUGAGUUUUCAUGAUCCUUUUCACAAGAGAUAAGCGCAGUGUAUUUUUCAUUUUGAGGACAGUGGAACGGAUACCGGUUAACUGGCCGAUGAUGCACUCGGUCAAUUACGGGUACGAGCUUCGUAUGCAGCUCCACUGGUUCUAUAUAAAUAUAUGAAGACUGGUAUGUGCACUUUAUGCUACUGGGUAUAAAAGCGCGACAUUGUCGAGGGUAUACAUAGUGCGAAAAAAAACACGAUUGAGGACAGCAUGUUUACUAGAAAAAUUGUACUGUUACUGGCACUGAUGCGGAUUUGGAAUGCAAGCCUUGUGCACUCUUUCCUGGAGGAGGGAUUACUGGCUAAAUCCAUCGGGCCAUGGGUUACGUACAGCAACCUGAGAACCGUCCAAUUGCUGAAUCAGUUGUGCAAUGACUCUCAGGACGAGUCAUCCGUUGAACGUGAUGCGUGCUACGGGUGUUUCUUUAGAGCGAGUAAUCAAGCUUCUGGAUAUCCAAUGCUACUGGCAAUGUCUAACUGCGCUGACAUUUACUUGAAUAACACAGAUUACGGUCACUGUCAGAGAUACAUACGAAAUGCAACAAAUUCGGCGAGCUCGAGAACAUCGCCCAACACGAUCUACUGUACAUUUUUGGAAUGCGUACGACAAGUUAACAAGGAUAUGCUUAUCAGAGAAUGCAUCGGUGAAGCAAUGGAAAUUUUACCAACCGUUUUUAACGGGACCGAACAACAGCUGGCACAAGUAUUCGUCAACACCACUGCCUGUAUUUUAGCCAGGGCACGAUGUACCGUUUUCCAGGAUAUGGAAGCCACUUCCAGAACCAUCCUGCCAACGGUUAACGCCGUUCUGGUUAAUUCCGAUUAUGACAUCAGUGUCGUCAAGUUUCCAUAUAUUUUAGGAAAAGGCGAGGGCUGCACCAGAUAUCGUAAUAUGGAACAAGCUACUUGGCCAGGCGUUGACUGCUAGCUGUUUUAUUAUUUUCUUUAUUAUCAAUAUCUGUUGAAUAAUAAUAAUGAUGAUUAUUAGUAAUGGCGCCCAGUAUUGGAAAGGUAUGAUUUUGUUGUGCUUGCUUCAGAACGUGGUACAAUAAUGUCUGCGGCUCGGUCAAUUUAAUUCAAUAUGCAGAUGUUGUUCGUGGAAUUCCACAGGAAGGAUAGAGCAACGUAUAAUGACACGUUAACGUGGGUCGUAUACGGGAAUAACAAGACUUUUCGAUAUUUCUGUAAAGACUUGGAAAUAAAUAUAUCCUACUUACUUGGGGAUAUACUUACAAAAAUAGAAUACACGUAUUGCAAGGUGGUUAAGCGCGACUGAAUGGCGUUUCCAAGCAAUGAGAUCGUAAACAAUCGCUCGGAACGUGUUAUGGACGCAUUCCGCGGGUGUCAUCGAGCUAAGAAUAACCCUAAGGAUCUCGAGUCGAGCGAAUCAUCGCCUAGCCAAUGACAUCAUCAUCGCGAAGUCCAUUACGCAUGUAAACGUUCAAACCAAACGUAGGUGUCUGUCACGUGUGUAUCCUAUACAUACAUAUAUGCUGGACUAACGUACUGGUCGGAAGUCAACGUUUACGUGGUAUAAUAUAAAUAUUUUGGUCAACCAACAAUAAUUUCCUAUUGAUCUUUGGACUUGGCAUACCUCGAAUUUCCAUUUAGAAACAGGCGAAAAGAAAUAUUUCGAACGUCGCCUUAGUAUUAUUAGAACUUUUGUCGGAUUUGUAUACACAAGGUUUCCUGCUUUGUUUCUCGUCUUUAAGUUUCUUCUAUGCAGCUUCGAGAAACUAAACGUUGACUGACAUCUAGUGGAUGGAUGGCGCACCAGUCAAGCUUAAUAAGCUCUGAUGAUAUUUAUCCCACGCGUGCGGACGAUGAUAAAGUUUUACAUGGGUCUGAUACUAUUUUUUUUUCUUCAUAACUGUUAUAAUUGCCGUGGGAUGACUUGUGGGAAAUAAAAUGAAUAAUGCAUA
Messenger RNA from Cephus cinctus (wheat stem sawfly), 2293 nucleotides. RefSeq lists its product as uncharacterized. The transcript has 4 exons. NCBI's taxonomy places the organism in Eukaryota, Metazoa, Arthropoda, Insecta, Hymenoptera, Cephidae. The coding region runs from base 583 to 1299 and encodes 238 amino acids. The record is from RefSeq and is a predicted model, not a curated record.